Tigriopus californicus is the source of this 1123-nucleotide messenger RNA. RefSeq names its product zinc finger protein 474-like. The coding region runs from base 507 to 1058 and encodes 183 amino acids. Lineage: Eukaryota; Metazoa; Arthropoda; Copepoda; Harpacticoida; Harpacticidae. The record is from RefSeq and is a predicted model, not a curated record. The transcript has a single exon.
GAAAACCUUGAGCAGUCCCUGUUGGUUGAGUACUGAAUGGUAAGCUAUUCCCUCUCAUCAAUGAGUCACUUCUUGGCGGCGACGAUGGCGGCGGCACACGCCGCAAGCACAUCGUGCAUCAGGCCUUAAAAAGGCUCACAGUAAGGCAUAAGUCAGUGAAGUCACACCACGAGCUCUCGAAGUGAGAAACGCGCCAUAGAGGACAGUAUCACAGACCGACAAACGAAACAUCAUUCCCAGCAAUUGUUCUCGAACUGGCAUCUCACGAGCUAAAGUUUAAUCCCAGCACAAGUCAUAGUUUGCAAAAGGACACACUACUCUCUUUGCAUGCAGCGUAGCUCAUACCUGCCUCUCUCUGAACGUCAGAGCUUCGUUGUUCCAAGUUGGGGCCUCCAAUGGCCUUUACCUUGUGGAUUCGACCUUGAAUGGAACGCACUCUGCCAAUCUGAUAGCUCUGUGCACUGCAUCUAGUCAUCCAGCAUUGAAGUGAGCAGAGGGUGGUGACAAUGCCUGUGACUUGCUAUAUCUGUGGGCGAGAUUUUGGCACCAAGAGCAUCAAGAUUCAUAUACCCAAUUGCGAGAAAAAGUGGGACAAUGAACAAGAGAAACUACCCAAGAAAGAGCGAAGACCUGUGCCCCAAGCCCCUCAAAACUUCGACAAGGUUUUAUCGGGAGAGAUCAGUGCUCCGAAGCAAUUGCAAGAGUACAACGAGCAAGCUUUUAACGAUUUCAACACCAAAUCUCUUCAAGAAUGUCCCAACUGCGGUCGCACAUUUCUACCCAAGCCUUUAGAAAUCCAUUCUCGAUCCUGUAAACCCAAAGAGACACGCCUUAAGCCCGCAGCUCCUCGGAAGUCGAAAAGAAGUCAAGACCGUCGGAACGAUCCUUCACCACGGCCUGAAACCUUGAAGACGAAGACACCGCCCACUCCAGAUCAUUCAGAUCUUCACACGCCCACAAAAGAAGAGUUGAUCGAACUUAUUCAACGAGACAAGACCUUUGACUCGCCUCAGAUGCGGAGGAAACUUAUGGCUCGAAUUCAAGAUCUAAUACUGUGAUUAUUACAGGUGGGAAUUUCAAGUGAGCAAAAUGUGAAGUCAAUAAAAUUCAGUUGUUUCCUAUA